GAUGUUGAUUGGUGAAAUGAUGGCUGUUAUACUGGACAAGUUUGCUAUAUAAGAACACUACCCGGGAGUGGAUAUCAUACGACUUGGGUAGUGCAUCUCAAGGGAAAAAAAUCAAGAAAGAUGAAGAUUUUCCUAUCUUCUCUGGUGUUGGCAUGCUUUGUGUCUGCUUUUGGUCGAGAGACUUGCAUUUCGGAUCCUCCAAAAGAGGAAGCCAUUGAUGGUGAAACAGCAAAACAAUCCGAAGAGAUUCAGUUUGCAAUUUCGAAAGCUUUGGCAGAAGAUGCUGAAGUCAAUGUGGCAGUGAAUGCACUCAUCGCGGAGAGGAGGCUGCAGUCGCCGGAAAAGAAACCUGCGUUCCAGUAUAUCGACACAUGUCCCAAGAAACUAAACUACAUCACGGGUGUGAAAGUACACAUUGGAUUGGGAGACGUCCAGAAAUGUUAUGUUGUCCAUCCUUUCUCACAAAGAGUGACAUAUGCAUCUUGCUCUCCAAGUUCGUGUUACGAGGCCUCCACCUUCAAGAGCCGAUGUAUCCGUACCGGAUGGACAAGACUCCAAUUUUGGGUGUGGUGUCCUAAAUGUGGAUUCAAACUGAUCGCCAGGUGGUACCCACAAUGCUGUUCGUGCUACCGAUGGAAAUAUUGUUUUCAAGAGGCAAACGAAGAAUUAGGGCCUGCGAAAUCUUGAAAUCACGUGAUAUUCAAACGAAGAAAUAAGGCAAUAGCCUAAGUUUAUAUUCGUGAACUCUUGAAUUACAUUUGAAAUUAAAAUAAAGAGAUUCAAUGUAUUUUUAAAUUACAUGUGUUUCGUGAUUUUUCCGAAUAAUCUUCUUUUCAAUGAUAAAAACCUAGUGUUUUCUGAAUAAAAUGUUCUCUACAGUU
Ostrea edulis (European flat oyster) is the source of this 881-nucleotide messenger RNA. RefSeq lists its product as uncharacterized. The record is from RefSeq and is a predicted model, not a curated record. The transcript has 5 exons. Bases 121 to 687 code for a protein of 188 amino acids. Lineage: Eukaryota; Metazoa; Mollusca; Bivalvia; Ostreida; Ostreidae.